AUUUCAAUAAAAAGGCGAGCGGACAAGAAAAAGCGCUUCAGUCUCUGUUCUGCUUCUGUCUGCUGCCAGUUAGUUUAGAUCCUCUAGUUUCUUUUUUACUCCUACUUUUAACUUCUUAACUUAUAUUUUUAUUUAUUCUGUCCGUCUAAACUUGAGGAAAUCAAAAUGCUUUCUGCUCGCUCUCCACUUUCCGUCAAGAAUGAGAACAAACUCAGCAGCGAGAUCAACAACAUGUCGCUGGACAAAGAAAACACGCCUCCCAGCCUGAACAACACCCGCAUCUUGGCGUCCAAAACCGCGCGUAAAAUCUUCGACGAUGCUACGCCCAAAGCCGUGAAGAAGAGCAGCAGCAGCGAGGAAGAGCCGCUCCUGAAGGAAAACCCUCGUCGCUUCGUCAUCUUCCCCAUCCAGUACCAUGACAUCUGGCAGAUGUACAAGAAGGCUGAGGCCUCUUUCUGGACCGCAGAGGAGGUGGAUCUGUCAAAGGACCUGCAGCACUGGGAGUCUCUGAAGGAUGAGGAGAGGUACUUCAUCUCUCAUGUGUUGGCUUUCUUUGCCGCCAGCGACGGCAUCGUCAACGAGAACCUGGUGGAACGCUUCACCCAGGAAGUGCAGGUGACAGAGGCCAGAUGUUUCUAUGGUUUCCAGAUCGCCAUGGAGAACAUCCACUCAGAGAUGUACAGCCUCCUCAUCGACACAUACAUCAAGGACGCCAAAGAGAGAGAAUACCUCUUCAACGCCGUGGAGACUCUGCCGUGUGUGAAGAAGAAGGCCGACUGGGCCAUCAACUGGAUCGGCAACAAGAGCGCCAACUACGGAGAGCGUGUGGUGGCCUUCGCUGCUGUGGAGGGAAUCUUCUUCUCUGGUUCCUUCGCUGCUAUCUUCUGGCUGAAGAAGAGAGGCCUGAUGCCCGGCCUGACCUUCUCCAACGAGCUCAUCAGCAGAGACGAGGGUCUGCACUGUGACUUCGCCUGUCUGAUGUUCAAACAUCUGCUGAACAAACCGUCCGCAGAGACUGUCACCAGCAUCAUCAGGAACGCCGUGGAGAUCGAACAGGAGUUCCUGACAGAGGCUCUGCCAGUGAAGCUGAUCGGGAUGAACUGUGAGCUGAUGAAGCAGUACAUCGAGUUCGUAGCCGACAGACUGAUGCUGGAGCUCGGCUUCUCAAAGAUCUACCGGGUGGAGAACCCCUUCGACUUCAUGGAGAACAUCUCUCUGGAGGGAAAGACCAACUUCUUUGAGAAGCGUGUGGGCGAGUACCAGAGGAUGGGCGUGAUGUCCGGCCCCACAGACAACACCUUCAGGCUGGACGCAGACUUCUGAGGACCGAGUUGGACGGACCAACACUCAGACACAUAUUUCAGUCAGAAGUUGAUUCUUGAGACUUUGACUCGUCGGUGCUGCUCCUCCUGAGCGGAGCGUUGACUCUGAACUGUCACUAUUGUAAAGGACUAAGGACCUAUUUUAUGCAUCUCAGGAUGCUGGGUGUUCGCUUACAGGUGGUUAAGUUAAUAAAUGAGCUUUUCAGCCAGUCAGAAUACAGAUAAGGGCACUGCAGCCCAGAGAUCUGUCCAAACUAAUCAGACGUAUUGAUUUAUCUGGAUAACUGCUGUUAACAGAUAACUGUAACGUUUGGAUCAGAACUCUGGUUUUAUUUUUGUUUUCUUUUUGUAUGUAAACUAACUUUGUAGAGUUUUGUUUUAUAAAAUCUAUCUACUUAUGUAAUAUGGUGUUUUUUAGUUUAAAUUUGUACAGAAUGGUUUAGUGUUUUUUGUAAUAAAGUCACAUUUACUGUG
Thunnus maccoyii (southern bluefin tuna) is the source of this 1796-nucleotide messenger RNA. Its product is annotated as ribonucleoside-diphosphate reductase subunit M2-like. Gene Ontology annotation, cellular component: cytosol. NCBI's taxonomy places the organism in Eukaryota, Metazoa, Chordata, Actinopteri, Scombriformes, Scombridae. The record is from RefSeq and is a predicted model, not a curated record. Bases 166 to 1323 code for a protein of 385 amino acids. Gene Ontology annotation, biological process: deoxyribonucleotide biosynthetic process. Gene Ontology annotation, molecular function: ribonucleoside-diphosphate reductase activity, thioredoxin disulfide as acceptor. The transcript has 10 exons.